AGGAUCCCACAAGAAUCACUUUAAAACACAAGGAGCACUGAUGGGACACCGGAGAAGAAAAGUCCUUCACUUUGGGCUACGAGUUCCUUCAGCGCAGCCUGAGGAGGACGAGAUGAUCUGAUGUUAAUUGAUCAAAUGCCACGUUAGGUUGACAAUUAAGAAGUCGUCAUGUUUUCUGCGCAGGGAGCUGCUGCCUUCGCUCUUUUCCACAGUGUCAUGAUAGUGACUGCACUGAUAGACGCGGACGAUGUCAUCACACGAGAUGAGCAGAUCUACGUGCUGAUUGGUGCCCACGCCAAGUGUGAAAGGAGCAUCCAGGCCCAAAUGGCCCUGUUUAAAGAAGGUGACUGCAUCCCGGAGUGGGACGGGAUCAUCUGCUGGCCACAGAGUCGGGCAGGUCAGCUGGUUUCAGUGCUGUGUCCAGAGUACAUCUACGACUUCAACCACAGAGGGCGAGCCUACCGCCAGUGUGACGCAUCUGGGAGCUGGGAGCAAGUGCCCAGCAUCAACCGCACAUGGGCCAACUACACCGAGUGCACCACAUACCUGACCUCCAACCACAGGAGCCAAGAGGAGAAGGUGUUCAAGAGGCUCCAUCUCAUGUACACUGUCGGCUACUCCAUUUCACUGGCAUCGCUGAUGGUGGCAGUGUCCAUCCUCUGCUAUUUCAAGCGUUUGCACUGCACACGCAACUACAUCCACAUUCACCUCUUCACCUCCUUCAUAUGUCGAGCAGUCAGCAUCUUCGUGAAGGACGCAGUGCUCUACACCAUAUCUGAUGACGGCAACGCUGAGCCAGAGUUCACGGCACUGAGGCCCCAUAUGGCCGGCUGCAAAGUUGCUGUUACUUUCUUCCUGUAUUUCCUGGCGACCAAUCAUUACUGGAUCCUGGUGGAGGGGUUGUACCUACACAGCCUCAUCUUCAUGGCCUUCCUCUCUGACAAGAACUACCUGUGGGCCCUCACCAUCAUCGGCUGGGGUGUCCCGGCUGUGUUUGUGUCCAUCUGGGUCAGUGCUCGAGCAUCGCUGGCAGACACACAGUGUUGGGACAUCAGUGCAGGAAACCUGAAGUGGAUCUAUCAAGUCCCCAUUCUGGCGGCCAUUGUGGUGAACUUCCUGCUCUUUGUCAACAUAAUACGUGUGCUGGCCUCUAAACUGUGGGAGACAAACACAGGCAAAUUGGACCCUCGGCAGCAAUACAGGAAGCUGCUCAAGUCCACAUUAGUCCUCAUGCCCUUGUUUGGAGUCCACUACAUGGUGUUCAUGGCUCUUCCCUACACCGAGGUGACCGGGCUGCUGUGGCAGGUGCAAAUGCAUUACGAGAUGUUCUUCAAUUCAUCCCAGGGCUUUUUCGUGGCAUUUAUCUACUGUUUCUGCAAUGGGGAGGUGCAGGCGGAAGUGAAGAAGGCGUGGUUAAGACGCAGCCUCACGCUGGACCUCAAGCAGAAAGCCAGGAUGACGAGCAGCGGCGGUGGGGGCAGCUGUUACUACGGCGGCAUGAUGUCACACACCACCACACAGAGUGUCAGCUUAUCUGCUGCCAAUCCCAGAGCUAUUCCCUUCACUGGAGGUGUGGUGGGCUCAGGUGGGGCGGCCGGUGGAGGGCUCGGGGUCAGACAGCCACGGCACAUCUCUCUCCACCCACAGAGCAGCCUGCCUGGAUACGUGCCAGGUGAUACUGAGACCCCCCAACAGGAGCUGGCUGUGCGGAAAUCAGGGGGGACGGAGUCUGGAGUUUUUGCGAGGCAUGCCAGAGCCAGCAAAGGGAAUCAUGACUCCAAAGGUCAGGGAGCAUCUGCAGCUCAAACCCCAGCAGAGGAUCCAGACAGCUCGUUGUCUCUGAAAGAGCUGGAGACCAUCCUGUGAUUGUCUGGAGAAAAGAUGAGCUAUUUUAAAAUGACACUGAAGGCCUUUAAUUUGUAUUGUGGACCAUUUUGGGUUUUUUUUUGUACUAUUAUCCUAACUCUCUUAAGUUAUAAACAACACGUCUUGAUGGAUAUUUAAAGGUGCACUAUGUAGUUUUGGGGAAUACAGUUUAGAGAUUUUUUUAAGUCAGUAUGACUAAAUAAGCUGAAUAAACAAACUGACCUUCAAGGACAGGUUUUACUUUGUUUACAUUUGGCGGACCCUGCCACCUUUAGCUUCAAACAGUGUUCUGGGUAACUUAUUGUCCUCUGAGAACAGCUUGUUUCUUGUUUCUGAGUUUGUAUUAGAAACCUACUUAUAAUGUAGAUAUCAAACUAGUUUUUCUCCAAAACUGUACGGUGCCCCUUUAGUCUGUCAGAUUAUGCGUUCAACUGAUGUGAAAGGAAUUUUUAAACCGAUUAACGAAGCUGAAUUAUCUGUGAAGACACGAUGCUGUGGAGAAUGUAGAGUACAGAACUGGAUGUUUGAACAGAGAGACAUUUGUCUGCCUCUUCACAUCUUUCCUGUGUUGGAUUUUCCAGGCCAGACUGGCUGACCCCAGUUCAAACUGCACUUAUGUGUGUGUGUGUGUGUGUGAGUGUGAGUGUGAGUGAGCGGCCGCUGUCUGCCAAUCUGCUGUAGCUAUCCUUUUUUCCAAAUAUUGAUCUACAGACAUAUCACCUCCGCAUUUUAUGAUGGAGGACGGAUUGCUCCAGUCUGUAGGAAAUUUGACCACCUUUGUUGGUAAAAUAACUAAGAUGACGAUGAAUAUGUUAGGCCAGUCUGUCGGACACGUUUAUCUUUUUUAGAUAGGUUGGUUAACUGUCCACAUUUGAUUAUUCCUAGCAGUCAUGGUGUCCACACAGCACGUCUAGACACCCUUGACUUCCCUCUUCCCCUCUGUCGACGACCACGUUGUGGACUUAAACCUAUUUAUCAGGACUGACAGGACCCUGAGGGGCUGAUGCACAAACGGUUUACCCAUCGCAGACCAAACCUUGGCUCCUUCCUCCGUGCGACCUCUGCCCCCGCUGCCCUCACAACACCAUCCAGAAUUUCACACACUCCCCUGAGGCCUCGACUCAGAGCAGGAGGCACCUGAGCCAUUUGUGGACCUCAAGCGUGAGUGACAAACCUGCAGGACAAGCCACCAGUAUUCACAAGAGAGACAGACAGGAGGUUCUCCCUGUAAAUAUGUUUUAUUGUUUUAAGUGUCCAGGAAAAGAGAAAAGGUGUACAGUGUAAGACAGCUGUAA
Molecule: messenger RNA, 3161 nt
Organism: Acanthopagrus latus (yellowfin seabream)
Lineage: Eukaryota; Metazoa; Chordata; Actinopteri; Spariformes; Sparidae
Gene: pth3r
Product: parathyroid hormone 3 receptor
Exons: 13
Coding region: 169-1866 (565 amino acids)
Biological process (GO): cell surface receptor signaling pathway; adenylate cyclase-modulating G protein-coupled receptor signaling pathway
Cellular component (GO): plasma membrane
Molecular function (GO): parathyroid hormone receptor activity; G protein-coupled peptide receptor activity; peptide hormone binding
Source: RefSeq, a predicted model, not a curated record